UGUCGCCCCCUGGUGGUCAGACUGUAGCACAGCCUUCACAAUGAGCAGCCCUAGAAAUGUCGUUGGAUCAAAUUCUUUGCGCGCUUUCUGCAAAAACAAAAUGAGUGGAAACAAGCUAGUUUGCUGUACUGUCUGACCACGGGCGGCCUUCAGUACGACUUGGAGCCGACUCAGGGCAUCAACACUGCCGCCAUGAAGAGAGAGGGCCUGCGCAUCCUGUUCCUCGGCGGUGAGUCUGAGCUCUUGAAUACACCUUGAAUAGCGGAGACAAAGAUGGACGACGGUGAAUGUGAUGACCGUCUGUCUGUUGUCUUGUCUGUCAGUUGGAGGUAAAGAGGCGCUGCGACCCUUUUGGCCCGACUACCUCCAGAAGGCUCUGCUGCUGGUGUAUGUGGUCGACUCCUCCAGCCCACAGCUUUUGCCACUGGCCAAGAAACACUUACACGAGCUGCUGACCUCCGACCCCCACUUGCCUUUAAUGGUGCUGGCCAACCAACAGGUGAGUGUGACAGAAGAACACUGUGUUUUAGACAAUACCCUGAGAAACCUCUCGUCUUCAAAUAACCUGGCUCAGUUCGUAAUUAGAGACUUUGGAAUGCAGCUUCUUCAGUUUGUGUUCAGACGAGCCGGUGAGAUUCAUCUCCACCAAGAUGUCUCCUCAUGUCGUCUCGCUCACGUUUUGCUGGAUCUUCCAGGCGCCUGCAACCUCAACAACCUCUACAACGCCCUGCCGGAGGGUCGGACGCCGCAGGUUGUUCCUCAUCGGCACCCAGGUGAAGAAGGGGGAGGCGGAGCUGAGCUCAGGCCUCGAGCCCCCAGAUGGUUUAUUAUAGUUCGAAAUGGUAUUUUAUAUAGUUUGAUCUUGCUGUUUCUUUGUUAAUUUCUGAUUGUCUGUCUUGUUCGACUGUGUAUCUUGUAUUUUGGGUAUUUUCACAAAUAAAGUUUCUUUAAAAAAGUUGGUGAGGGCGAGAUGAGUCACUGUGGAUUACAGCUGGUCGUCACUUCAUCCUGUGUUCUUGUUAAAAUGAAUCUGGUCGUCACUUCAUCCUGUGUUCUUGUUAAGAUGAAAACGGUUCUUUGCACUUUACACCAGUCCCUGACCGUGGAUGAAGAAAGUCUCGCAGCCAGAGGAGCAGCUGAGUUUUUGCCUGGUCACAGUGCGCUGUCUGGUUCCCUCUCCAUCAUCAUCAUCGUCGUCGUCGGGCUGUUGAACUCCACAGAGGCGCCGGCUGGAGGCGGCGAGUCGACGCUUUCCAGCCUGAAAGUGGAGAUGAGGGAUCAAGUCCAGAUUCGGUCCAUCCAACAGCGGGCCCGCCUCUGCGCUCGGGACCUUUCCAAGAAUCCAAUACCUGUCCAAGCACAGAAGAGACUUCUCAGCAGGGGACGGCCCCGCGAGGACGGGGAGGUGGGCUGCGUCUUCGGGAAGACCCCGCGUCCUUCCUCCAAGACGUCCCAGUACGAGUGCAUUGUCCGCCUGUCAACACCCAGAACCAGGGGCGGCGGUUCCCAGGACGCCGGAACGCUGCUGGCUCCGACCGGAGCCCGUUCCUCCGGGUCCAGAUGCCUGUCAGCACCACGACCACGCGGCCUAAUGACUCGCAAAACUCCCGGCCAGACGAUGACCGCACUGAGUGCUGUGUGACACGCAGCCGUGACCCGCCGCCUCGCUAUUGUGCGGCUUCUCUUGUCGUCAAGGGAUCCACAACAACGCCGACAUCAUCUGGGU
Scophthalmus maximus (turbot) is the source of this 1726-nucleotide messenger RNA. RefSeq lists its product as uncharacterized. Bases 971 to 1642 code for a protein of 223 amino acids. The transcript is spliced from 7 exons. Lineage: Eukaryota; Metazoa; Chordata; Actinopteri; Pleuronectiformes; Scophthalmidae. The record is from RefSeq and is a predicted model, not a curated record.